UCUCAGCUCCCGACGUCCAUCCCCCGGCAGCAGCAUGUCGCGCACGCCCUCCGUCACGCCGUCGGGCACGCCGGCACGCCAGUCGCGCGCCAGCUCCGUCUCCUCCGUCGGCGCCGGCGACCCGCUGGCGCCCGACUUCCGCCCCGCCAACUACCUCGUGCCGCAGCUGCGCAGCCUGCUCCUCGAGCACAACAUCAAGGUGCCCUCGUCGGCGCGCAAGCCCGCGCUCAUCGAGGCGUACGAGGAGCACAUCCGCCCGCGCGCCGCACAGCUGCGCCAGGCGCGCGACGCCGCCGGCGGCGACAGCAGCUUCGACAGCCGCGACAGCCCGUCGUACGGCAAGGCCAGCGGCCGCAGGGAGGAGGGCUCCACCACGCCGUCCAUUCGCCGCCCCUCUGCCCUCUCUGCGCGGUCUCCUGCCCGCUCCGUGUCGUUCUCCAUUCCCGAUGGCACCGAGUCGGAGGAGGAUUCUGACGCCACGGGCUCAGACGAGCUCGAGGAGGAGCGCGAUGACGUGUCCGUCUCGCAGAAGAGCUUCAACCUGAAGAGCCCGAGUCCUGAGGUGCCGAAGCGCCGCGGCAGACAAUCAAUGCCGGGACCCAGCCGCACCUCUGCUACGUCUGCAGCCAAGGCGCCCGCUGCCAAGCCGCGCGGCUCGACUGGUGGCCUGCCAAAGUCUGCUACCACAUCGCGCAUCGCACCGAGCACCAGCUCGCGGCUGCGCGACUGGGCGCCGACAAUCAAGCAGGAGGCCGGGUCGGAGGCCUCUGAGCUCGACCACGACCCCCGCUACCGCAUCCUUGCGACGCAGCUGGCGCCGCCGCCGAGUCCUGCCGGCGCGCCCCGGCGCGUGCCAAAGAGCUCGACCAAGGUGAAGCGCAGCGAGAGCGAGGAACUCAGCAUUCCAGUCCCGGGUUUGGGCUUGAUGCACCACGUGCGCCGAGGUGCACUCGCAGCGGCCGCAGGCUUCGUCGCGCUCUGGUGGCUGUGGUUCGUGCACGACUCGUACGCGCUGGGCUACUGCGACACGGGCACUCGCACCAACGCCAUCAUGGCAGCCAGAGCGCAGAGCCAUGCUCCAAACGUGCCGCUGCUGAGCGACGGCUCGCCAAACGUCUUCAACGAGGGCGAGCCAGACGUGCAGCUGCUGCCCAACUUCAUGCACCCGGCAUGUGCCAAGUGCCCGCCGCACGCACACUGCUUCUCCGGCAAGCUCUCGCACUGCACCACCAGCGACUACGUGCUCUCGCACCCGCUCGUCUCGUACCUGCCGCUCUCGUCGGUCUACCUGCCGCUGCGCACCACGCGCGCACACUGCGCGCCCGACACGGGCAAGGCGAGGCUGGCCAGCCAAGUCGGCUCGCAGGCAAAUGCGGCGCUGCGUCAGUGGCGCGGCGAAGUCAUGUGCGGCGACCACGCGCCGCACACUGCCGUCAAGGGCCGCACUGGCGCUGGUCUUCCCGCCGCCGUGCCUGCAACCGAUGUGCGCUUCGCCCUGCCCGAGUCGCGGCUGCGCGCAGACCUUGAGCGCCGCAUUCGCACUUCGGCGGCCCUGCCGCGCCACGCCGACGACGCCUACCUCUCGAGCCUCUGGCUGCAAGCGAUGGCGCCGUACGAGGACAGCGGAGCCGUGCUGCGCAUUCCUGCAGGCAAGGGCGACGCCGUGACGCUGCUAGGCUCUGCAGCGGCUAGCACCGAGGAUCUCUUGCUGGCGCGCAGUGCCAGCAUCAGCCUUGGCUGCCAGGCCAAGCUCGCGGCACACGGCGCGUGGAAGGCCAUUCGCUUCUGGCUCUCUAUCCUCGGCCUCAUCCUCACGGCCGCGGCGUACGUGCGCUGGCGUCUGCGCCAGGCGCUUGCCGAGAAGGCAAAGGUCCGCGAGCUUGUCGGCGCGGCGCUCGAGCGUCUGCAGGAGCAGGAGUACGCCAACGCCGUCGACCCCGUGGUCACGCCCGACCCUUUCCUGCCCACCGCGCAGCUUCGCGACCACGUCCUGCAAGCCGAGCACUCGCCCGCAGCGCGUCAGCGGCUGUGGGAGAAGGUCUCCAAGGUCGUCGAGGGCAACGCCAAUGUGCGCACACGGCAGGCCAAGAGCCGCGGCGAGUGGCUGCACGUGUGGGAGUGGGUCGGCGUCGCUGCUGGCGGCAGUCUUUCGCGCCGCCAGAGCUUUGCGGACCUCAGUCGUCUGCAGCAGAGCGAGUAUCAGAGCACGCCGAGCAAGCUCUCUCACGCACGCAGCCUCGCGGAUCUGCAGGGCGGCGACUCCAGCGCUCUCCUCGACUCGCCGGCGACGCAGGCGCAGGACUCGCCCGUCGGACACAAGAGCGAGCCGUGAGCGGCGAAGCGCAGGAGGCAAGAACGGCAGCGGGCGUGGCUCAAGCGGGUUGCAAUAUCAUCAUCAGAUACCAGCCGCGGCCGCGUGUCAAGAAGUGCGUGGCGGGCGUGCAAGCGGGGCAGUAGAACAACAGGUGUGGCCAAGAGUGUGACAAUGGGAAGGGGCAAGAGGGCAAGGCGGUCGAGAAAGACGGA
Molecule: messenger RNA, 2526 nt
Organism: Tilletiopsis washingtonensis
Lineage: Eukaryota; Fungi; Basidiomycota; Exobasidiomycetes; Entylomatales
Exons: 4
Coding region: 35-2332 (765 amino acids)
Cellular component (GO): nuclear inner membrane
Molecular function (GO): chromatin binding
Source: RefSeq, a predicted model, not a curated record